Messenger RNA from Gongylonema pulchrum, 708 nucleotides. The record is from the annotation of a GenBank genome assembly. Lineage: Eukaryota; Metazoa; Nematoda; Chromadorea; Rhabditida; Gongylonematidae.
AUGUACGUGAGGAUACUGUUCCUGACGCAGUAUCAUAGAAAUACAUUAAAAUUACGAACGAUUGAACGUUUUUCGCGUGCUAUUUGGACGGUAAUAUUUGUUUGCGCUUCAAUGGGAAUUCUCAGGUUUUUUGAACAUGGUGCGGACGUAUAUCAGUUCUGCCUUGAUACGCAGCCGGGCCCGUACUGGGCUACUCGAUGUAUGGUCACCGAUGGCGCCUUAAUAGCUAUUAUAAACCGCCGUUUCUGGAAAGUAGCUCUGCCAUUGGCCGAGUUUACAGCUCAGUUUAUAUUGCCUGGCCUUCUGCUUGUUGUGCUUCACAUCAGUUUCAUCCGUGAACCAGUUAUUGAUUUCGAUAACAGACACAACAGAUUUGGACGCAGCCCUCGGGAUCAGUCGCGCAUAUUGAUCACUGCUGUCACAAUUGCCUUUCUCAUUGUACAAAUCCCAACAGCUCUAUUCACUGUACUCACAUUAGCAGUCAAUCAUUUUAGCUCAAAUUUGAUCUUAUCGCGCGUUGCCCUAAUAUUUGCUCAUUUCCAACCUCUUCUAUCAAUGAUCACAAUUGUGGCAAACAAUGGCGCACUGCUUACCGCUUAUUACGUUAUUGUCAAGGACGAUGAUAUCGAUGUUGGCGAUUCCCAUGCUUCUUUCAGUAGCGAGGACAGCGAUACGCUUCUCGGCGUACAGUCCGCCACACACAGGUGA